Clonostachys rhizophaga is the source of this 827-nucleotide messenger RNA. NCBI's taxonomy places the organism in Eukaryota, Fungi, Ascomycota, Sordariomycetes, Hypocreales, Bionectriaceae. The record is from the annotation of a GenBank genome assembly.
AUGGCGGAUAUAGACAAGGGCCUACUUACAACGACAUACCAGGAUGUAAAGAAGAUGUUCCCCAAUGUUGAGGUGGUGCCUAUCCAAAUGGAUGUAAGGGACCAGGAGCAAGUGCGCAGAGGAAUCGCCGAAACUGUUAGCGCGUUUGGCAGACUGGAUAUCGCCGUCAACAAUGCUGGCAUAGGUGGUUCCGGCAAACUCACGCAUGAAGCGGAAUACGAAGAUAUUGAGAGGGUGUUGGACGUCAAUCUUCACGGUGUGUAUAGGUGCCAGAAGGAAGAGUUAGCCGCUAUGAUCAAACAAGAGUAAGUUUCGGAAAGGCCUUGUACUCCAAAGAGACACAACCUAAACAGAAACGAAACCCCAGAGACCACGGGCCGAGAGAAGGCCGCGGGAGCAUUAUCAAUGUGACAUCUAUUUACGGCUUCGUUGCUCCAAAUCCCUGGAUCGCACAAACAGCCUACACAGCAGCCAAACAUGGUAAGUAUCUCUUUAUGAAGCAUCUUGUCUAUCUUACAGCUGCUUACUUACUAAUGCUAUACAUAGGCGUCAUUGGCCUAACGAAAGGAGACGCAAACGCGUAUUCUCAAUACAACAUCCGCAUUAAUGCCAUUGCGCCGGGCUACAUUGGCACACCUCUCGAUGCUUCAUCAGUAGAGACAACCAAUCCAUAUGCGCCCUUGAUUCAAGACCUUGGACGGACGCCUCUACAAAGAAUCGGCCUGCAAGAAGAAUGCGCAGAUGCUAUUGUUCUGAUGGCGUCGCCAAUGAAUAGUUACAUGCAGGGCGCUGUGCAGGUGGUUGAUGGAGGCUUUACAUCAAAUUAG